Molecule: messenger RNA, 4826 nt
Organism: Ornithodoros turicata
Lineage: Eukaryota; Metazoa; Arthropoda; Arachnida; Ixodida; Argasidae
Product: ras-related protein Rap-2c-like
Exons: 2
Coding region: 546-1442 (298 amino acids)
Molecular function (GO): GTP binding; GTPase activity
Source: RefSeq, a predicted model, not a curated record
GGCAACGCAGAAGCGCGACAGAUAGUCUUUCCACUGCUCUCACCGCCUGAUAAGAAAUGCAGAAAAUAGGCGAGUGAAGGCGGACGCCGUCUGCGAGGGUCUCUUCUCCAACGAUCGACAACAAUUUCUGCUCAGUGUCUUAUUCGUGUAGGCCUGAGGAAUGAAACUGGCCGACUAACAUAAUUAACGAGAGACCAAGUAGUGGUGCGUCUGAACUUGGUGCGGAAGACCUUUGCUUGAGACACCUCGGACGAGCUUGACGUCUGUUUCGAAGCAAAUGAACUUGGAAUUGUGGGACGUGGAAAACGAGUAAAUAUUGCUUCUCUGAACGGCAGUACUCCAAGUAAGGAGCGUUUUUGUGAAAGGAACCAAGCUUCGUGAUCGUUAGUCGGUCUACACUUAUAUCGUCAACAAGUGGAUCUAUAUGCUUCAAGAACGUAUCGUCCAGAAACCAUUCUCUCGGCGUGAUCGUUUCUUGUGCAAUCUCUGCCGUCUGCGAUAAAGUUUCGGGUCCAGACACAUCAAAUUUUAUCACCACUCAAAGCAUGCGUCGUGAAUGUGGUGAGCACAAGAGAGGAAUUUUCGGCACACGGACGUCACACGCUGGCAGCCCCGGUCGUGAUGCGACGGAAAACGGAAAAGCGAGCCGAUCCUCCCAGAAGCCACGUCCUUCCCCACCACCACCGUCACGUCCGCAGUACACCCGGUCCCGUCACUCGUUCUCCGUCGACUGCGGUGACGUCCUCCCACACCCGCGACUCUUGGGCACCCCACGUCAGGCUCUAGCAACCGUCGCCCAAGACCCGCCUGACACUCACCGACUCGUCCUUCUUGGUAACGCUCGCGUUGGUAAGUCAGCCAUAUUGCACCGCUUCCUCUACGACCAGUUCCUGCACGACUACUCUGCGACCGUCGAAGAAUUUCACCGGGGCGAUUUUGACGUGGGAAAUAAUACAACUGUCUCUCUGGACGUCCUGGACACGGGAGGCUCCUUUGAAUUCCCGGCGAUGCGACGCCUCGCCAUCACGUCAGGCGACGCCUUCGUCCUGGUUUACUCCAUAGACGACUCAGACUCCUUCGAGGCAGUCAGGAGGUUCAGGGAUGAUGUCCUCGAGGCGAGACGCCGAGUGCCGAUAGUCAUCGUCGGAAACAAGCUCGACCUGGAAGACUGCAGAAACGUCCGCAAAGAGAUGGUAGAAGCUUUAGUGUGCAUGGACUGGGAGCACGGCUUUGUAGAGUGCUCGGCAAAGACCGGAGAAGGAGUUCAAGAGAUAUUUAAAGAGCUGCUCGCACAAGCAAAUUUCACAAAGAAAGUGGCUAAAGCAACGCAGCACCGGCGGAUGUCGCUGCCAGUUAACUCGCUCGGUCCGAUGAGAGAACCACUCAGUCCUGGACUCAAGCCCAAGGCUGCAAGGAAACGAAACAGUUGUGCUGUGUCGUAAACAAUGACGUUGCGUUCCUGCAGGUCGUCAGCGAUGAUGCUCAAUGACCGACAGUGGGACCGUCUUAGCAGGACUGGGACUGUUCUGUGCUCACAUCGGAAGGGACGGCUCACUUGUAACGCCAUACUGUUGAAUGUAUUUGUUGACACCAGGGCCGGCCAGGGGAGUUGACAUCUCUUUCCCUCUAUACCCUCUUCCCUCUGAAAGUCGAACCCCGGCCACCUAGAUAUUCUGUACGGCCCUGAGUACUUUCAAUCAAUCAUGAUCCGCUUGUCCUGUUGCAACUUCGAGGACAUCAGGAAGAAUUCAGUGAAACAUGUUCACCUGUUCUGUCCAUCCCUCAGGUAAAAAUUUGAACGGGAAAUAUGUAACUCAUCUUCUGUUUCCUGUUGCACAGAGGGCUUUAUUCAUUGUCGUCCCUUCGCUACCUCUCUCAAGUGAAAAGAACACCGGACGACUUUCCUUAGAUGUGUACUUAAGACGUGUAUCGUAAUGUACGUAAAGAGGACGUAAUCAUCAGGAAUGGUUCUUAAACAAUUACAGUCUGCGAUGCAUAUUCCACGCGGAACACAGCUAGUGAAACUAGAAAAGUGACAUUUCAUCCUUGUACAGUAAUUUCUUUAGCGCCGGCAGGACCGUGGACGACAUUAUGGUCCCCUCCAUGAUGGCCUUUAGAUGGCCACAGCAAGCGCUCCCGUCGUCACGGUCAUAUGUUGCCCAGUAUUUACAUGUCCUUUAAGCGCCCACCCGUUUAGUGAACUCAUGCAUACUUUGGGUUGAUUGGAGGCGCGCAGAGGGAUGUUGACAACCAGUCGAGCUAGAACUUUCGGCUCUCUCUUCUUUGUCCACGCUAUACAACCGACAGACAGUCGAGUGGAUUAGACAACAAGCCGUCCUCUCAUUAAGUCCAAACUGUUAGAGAGAGCAACAUUCGUGGGGCGUAUCUCAAACUAAUUACAGACCGAGUACCGCAUGGAAGGGAGAACCUCGUAUGUCCUCAAAGUCGGGAUUUGUUUCGAAAAGAAAAAAAGAUACCUCUCGAUUAUAGACAGCAACGGAGAUCUACGGUAUAUGGCGGCUGUUCCUGGGCUAUUCAAGUUAUUCACACUUAAGCGUGAUUCAGCUCGAGCAAUUUCAAAGCAUGGAUAUCAAAUAGUAGUGUUUUUGAGAUUCCUUAAUGCAGCACGAGGUAGGUAGAACAGAGGCCGGGUUCUACCCGAAAACCAUUCAGCCAUUGGUGUUUGCUGUCUUCGUAUCUUUGACGUCAGAGUGGUGUAUUUUCGUGGUUUGCGGUGUGGAUACGUUUCCGUAUGAGAGUGUAAAUCAUAUUUUUAAUUCUUUUCAAUAUCCGUUCGUGACGUGUGGAAAAGUGGGAUAAUGGAGGUGACUGUCGAAAAAUGGUUGUGUACCCAUUUAAAGGGAAAGGGGCGAGAUGGUAUACGCCGGUAACAAACCCGAGACAGAAGACCAGAACCCAGGUACUUCCUUCUCUCAGCAAGUUGUUCAAGGCUCUCGUUAUCGUUAAAAGGUUGCUGUGUUUGAGAACAUGUUCCCCUGUCUCGGGUUUGUUUGUAAUCAGCUUUCAUUCUAAGCAUUUAGUCAGUGUCCACUGUAUAUAGUCAGUCAAGACCGGUGGUUUUCAAGCACCUUCUCAAUCGGGAAAUGUCUCCCAGUUCAGCCAUUUGUAAUAAUAUCCAUAUGGCCCAACAACGGUUGCUGGCAAUAAUGUCGUCGUGUUCUCGUAUAUCAUAGCGUUGUGAAUGUUAUCCGUGCGUUACGUAAAGGGUAUUGCGCAACCUCAAUUUUGAAGCAGCGCGGGAAGAAUGUGAGCAUUUCUUUCAUACCAAAAUGGUAACGUUGCCAAUUCCUUUACUGCAAAGAACACCUGAUCGUCAGCGCUUUUUCUGCCUCGAAAUCAACUAGAACCGCAUAGAAAGAAACAACCUUCUGAAAUCGCUGAAGCCACCUUGGUAACUACCUAACAGCGAUAUUCCUAAUAAUGAUACAUCUCUUCUUCCAUAGCUAUAAAUAUAUGAUAUAUAUAUAUAUAAACGUCCAGGGGUAUACCAUUAGAGCAAAGAAGAAAACCUGCGGAGCCAUAAAUUUCAGAGUCGUUCUUUCAGUGUCGAUCGAUGUCCUCCAUACAUUCAAUGCGACUCCGCAACUUUCAUCCCAAUUAAUAUUACAAUUUUCCAUCGAGGCGAAUCAAUUAAAAUUUACGAUAAUGAUUGUUAUUCUAAAGCGUUCCGUCACCACAGGACUACGUCGAAGGGUGCCUUGAUACUCGGAAGUAUCGUAGAAGACAACUAUAAGAUUCAUCAAUUUCGUUAACGAAACAUUUUGCAAAUGCUUCACAAUGUGCGUCAGACUGACAUGUUUCGGUUUUUCAAUGUCGAAGUUAAAGUAGUAAGCAAAACACGAUAUGCCUAAUUAAUCCUGAAUUUCAUAUCUCGAAAUCUAUAAAUUACUAGUCGUCUGUGCAUAGCUAAAGAUGGGCACCCAUAUGACAUUUUUAUUUUUUUUUUUUUGUCAUUUGAUAUGGUGGUUCAGGAGCGGUCGUCAUACCCCAGGCAGACGUUAACCUCGGGACAGCUCUUGCUUUCACACCGCGUCCACCUGGCCCUUAAAAAUCGAAAGGUUCGAAUCCCUCCCUUAUCCUUAAAUAUUUUAGUCUGAAACUGAUCACAUCACACUAAUCUUUCAGAUAUAUUGAUUAUAAAUGCGAUAUGACCAUUUAGAGGACCACGCGUGGCAAGAUUAUGUGCAGGCAAUGGAAAAGUAUACAAGAAGAAUGCACGGUACUAAAAUUUGAAUGGUAUGAAUAAAGAUUGAUGUCACAUCAUACCAGAAGACCGGAUUGAUACACAAAGAGAAACCCAUCCCAAGUGCUUACAACUGUCUUCUGCGUAAAGAAUCUCAAGCAGCCAUCUUGAACCCACUCCUAACUUUAUGCAACAUUUUCCUGGUGAUAUAUGAAACAAGAUUUCACCUUCUUGUACAGUGUUCGUGUGGUUUACGGCUCUCCGUAUGUUGUCUUCCAGAGCAAUCGUGUGAACAAAAAAAAUGAUAUUCAGUGUUCUUCAUUUCUAAAAUGGAGCUAUAAAUUUGUAACAGCAGCGAUUUGAGAGUCCAAACGUCGCGCUGUAUACAUUUAUGUACCGUAUAGGUGUACUUGUAAGGCUUGUAAACUGGAUGUAAACAUUCCAUCUUUUAAUCAUUGAAACUCCCUCGAUUGACAAAAAAAAAAUUAUUUUUAUUAUCUUGAAACUCUCCAUUCAUCAUCUCAAAAUAAAGCUGAUGUCGUUGUUGUUUUAUUAUGUGCGUAAUCUUCAAUGAUCCACUACAUAUAUUUAACGAGCUUCAAUAAAAACAUGUUUCCUUUUC